AUGUCUCAAUGUCUAGCUUUCCCGGGCGAAUCUGUCUAUAAUGGGUUUAGAAAGGCAGAGAUUGCCAGGCGGCUAGGACUUGACGCACAUGAAAUCAAUGCCAUUUAUAUCCAUUUCGUCAGUCUGAGAGAACCCCUGAGAGAACCCUUGAGAGCCAACGAACCAGUCGACCUUGAUGUCGAGGCGCUGAAAAAGCUGCUACCGAAAGCGAACCCCUGUUCUGAUAACGUGUCUAAUCUCAACCCUUCGUCUAAGGAGUUCUUUGUUGUCCCUCGGACAUUAUCACCUUGGAGCAGUAAAGCAACAAACAUCGCUCAUGUGUCCCACUUCGAAAGCUCCAUCAAGCGGAUUGAGCGAGCUGUGAAUGUGGUGAUCACAUCGAAUAGAGAAGUGAAUCUUGACCUUGCACACGACCUUCUCUACGAUCGAAUGACCCAAGUCCUCUUGAGCAGCUGGCCAGAUCCUAAUGUGCUUUUCGCGGAACCUCAGCCUGCUCCUGCCGCCAUUAUUGAUCUGCAUGGGGGGAGCAAUCUGCCCCACGAUGCUUUACAGGCAACCAACAAGGCGAUGGGAUUAGCCCUAGACGAUUCCGAGAUCGAAUAUUUGAUCGACGCAUACUCAGACAAAGGCCCAGUCGCCAGAAAUCCGCGAGAUGUGGAGCUCUGUAUGUUCUCUCAAGUAACGCACAAGAACUUCAAUGCUUCGUGGACAAUUGACGGCAUAGAAAGGCCUCAGUCGCUGUUUAGCAUGAUCCGAAGCACACAUACGGAGAACCCGAAGUAUACAAUUUCUGCGUAUAGUGACAAUGCUGCUGUGAUCUGUGGUCCUGAAGAUGCCCUCCAUUUGGCGCCCAAUCCUGCUUCCGGCGAGUGGAACGGAAAUUCCGAGCAAGUUCAUCAUGUGAUCAAAGUGGAAACACACAAUCACCCAACUGCGAUAAGCCCCUUUCCAGGUGCGGCCACUGGGUCUGGUGGCGAGAUCAGAGACGAAGGUUCUGUCGGGCGAGGAUCUUCUCCUCGAGCUGGACUUUGCGGCUUCAGUGUAUCGGAUCUGAAUAUACCGAACCAUAAACAGCCAUGGGAAAGAAAUGAAGGCCACCCUCAUCAUGUGGCCUCUAGCCUGAAGAUAAUGCUAGAUGCGCCAAUUGGUAGUAGUAAUUACAAUAAUGAAUUCGGCAGACCCGCACUCACGGGUUAUUUCCGAACACUCUUGACAAAAUUGUCGCUUGAAGAUGGUAAGGAGGAACUUCGGGGCUAUCACAAGCCUAUCAUGCUCGCAGGGGGUGUCGGUACGGUUCGUCCACAGCACAGUAUAAAGAAUCCGAACAUUGUACAUUCGAAAUGCUUUGCUGUUGUCCUUGGAGGACCAGCAAUGCUUAUAGGUGUCGGGGGUGGGAGUGCGUCUUCAGUUACCUCUACUGAAGGGUCUGCUGAACUAGAUUUUGCAUCAGUUCAGCGCGGUAACGCUGAAGUCCAAAGAAGAGCUCAAGAGGUCAUCAAUGCUUGUAAUGCAAUGGGGAAUGGCAGUCCAAUCCUUUUCGUUCAUGACGUUGGAGCUGGUGGCCUUAGCAAUGCUUUGCCAGAGCUGUGUCAUGAUGCAGGAUUGGGUGGAAGCUUUGAGCUACGAGAUGUCGACAACGCGGGAUGCAGUAGCCCCAUGGAAAUUUGGUGUAACGAAGCCCAGGAGAGAUAUGUUCUAGCUAUUGCGUCAGACAAAAUAGACAAAUUCACAGCUCUCGCAGAUAGAGAACGAGCGAGAUACUCGAUCGUAGGGACUUUAGAAGGUAAUGAAUCAAAAUAUCAUCGCCUGAUAUUAAGCGACUCAGAUUCCAAGGAAGUUCCGACUCCUAUCGACCUCCCCAUGGACACGCUUUUUGGCAAAACCCCCAAGCUCCAUCAAAAAGUCCAGUCAAGGAAAAUCGGAUUGCAACCCUUCGAUGCUGGCCUGAGAAAGUAUUUACCAACGUUGCAGACCGGCUUCCUAGAGGAAGCGGUGCGAAGAGUGCUUCAGCUCCCCUCUGUUGCCAGCAAGCAAUUCCUCAUUACCAUAGGCGAUCGUACCGUUGGUGGUUUGACUGCACGAGAUCAGCUUGUCGGGCCAUGGCAAGUGCCUGUCGCCGACGUCGCCGUGACGGGGACUUGCCUGAAAGCAGGCAUCAAGACUGGGGCAGCGAUGGCGAUGGGUGAGAAACCCACUAUUGCGCUCAUAAAUCCUGCAGCUUCAGCGAGGAUGGCGAUUGCAGAGUCACUAUGUAAUAUAGCAGCUGCAGACCUACAAGAUGGGCUUGAGAGGAUUCGACUGUCAGCCAAUUGGAUGUCAGCGAUCAAGCAUCCGGGAGAAGGAGCUGCAAUCUAUGAAGCAGUGGAAGCUGCCACGGACCUCUGCAAAGACCUGAAGAUCAGUAUCCCUGUUGGCAAGGACUCUACCUCGAUGAAGAUGAGCUGGAGAGAUCGAAGUACGCUUGAAGCGAAGGAAGUCAUUGCACCUCUGUCACUAGUUGUAUCAGCUUUCAGCAUUUCGAGAAACAUAAUUAAUACAUGGACGCCGCAGCUUCGCCGCCCUGAAGAAUUGGAUAUUGGUGAAACAGUACUCUUGAUGGUCGAUUUAGCAGCAGGGCAUAAAGCACUUGGUGGUAGCGCUCUUGCUCAAGUCUUCGGUCAAAUUGGCGAUGAGGCGCCAGAUCUGCGCGAUGUGCAGUUGCUGAAAGACUAUUUUGACGCUAUCGAACAGCUCCACGAAUCAGGCGUUGUCCUGGCCUAUCACGACUCCUCAGACGGCGGAAUUUUCACAGCAAUCGCUGAAAUGAUGUUCGCUGGUAGGUGUGGCGUUCAACUCUUGAUUGACGAGUUCUGCAGGAAUGAACCUUCGGAUGUCAUCUCAACACUAUUCACAGAAGAGCUCGCAGCAGUCUUUCAGGUACGUAAGAGGGAUAUCACGAACUUCAUGCGCUGCUUUGCGACGUGCGGCCCCCCAUCAGGACUGAUAAAGAAUAUCGGGCGUGUCACUGGGGCUUCGAGUCAAAACUUGACCGUUUACCACGGAGCGACAUUGGUCUACCGCAAAACGCGGAGCGAGCUACAACAGCUGUGGUCCAGCACAUCUCAUCAAAUGCAGCGCAUACGCGACAAUCCGAGCUGUGCUGACGCUGAAUUUGCCUCUAUCCUCAACGACUUAGACCCUGGUCUGUCGUACAAUCUGACGUUCGACGCUACUGAUGACCUCCUUCCUUUCAAGACUAAGUUGACAGAUCGACUUUUUACGCAGAGACCUCGGGUUGCUAUACUGAGGGAGCAGGGCUGCAACGGGGCGCCAGAGAUGGCUUUUGCCUUCAUGACAGCCUCCUUCACCGCGGUUGAUGUUCAUAUGAGUGAUCUCUUGACUGGUCGGGUCUCUCUAUCAUCUUUUCAAGGACUAGCAGCCGUAGGCGGUUUCUCAUAUGGUGAUGUCCUGGGAGCUGGUCGAGGUUGGGCAGCGAGUGUUUUCAUGAACAGGCCAUUGCGCGAAGAAUUCAAGGCUUUCUUUGGGCGACCUGACACAUUCACUGUCGGCGUUUGCAAUGGAUGCCAAUUCUUGACACAGCUAGCCGCCGAGAGCGAUGUCAUUCCUGGGACGGCCGCUUGGCCCUUGUUCCUGAGGAACACUUCGGAACAAUUUGAGGCGCGCUACUCAAUGGUAGAAAUCAAAGAAAACCCAAGAGCACCGUCCGUAUUCCUUUUCGGCAUGGCUGGAUCUCAACUGCCGAUUUCAGUGUCCCACGGAGAGGGGAGGGCACACUUUGCAGGGGCUCAAGACCAGCAUCAAGCAGCGAAGGCGUUGUUCGAUAGCGGCAUGGUGCCAUUGAGAUACUUGGAUAACGAUUUGAAGCCUACAGAAACUUACCCAUUCAAUCCAAACGGCUCACCUAAUGGAUUAGCUGGAGUUAUGAGCAGCGACGGAAGGGUCCUUGCAAUGAUGCCACAUCCGGAGAGAACCGUUGCUAGCGGUAUUGGAAGUUGGAUCCCUGAUGGCCGGGCCAAGGCGUGGGGAGAGGUAGGCCCCUGGGCGAGGCUAUUUAAGAGCGCUAGGCGAUGGGUUGGAUAG
Messenger RNA from Bacidia gigantensis, 4080 nucleotides. RefSeq lists its product as uncharacterized. Gene Ontology annotation, biological process: 'de novo' IMP biosynthetic process. NCBI's taxonomy places the organism in Eukaryota, Fungi, Ascomycota, Lecanoromycetes, Lecanorales, Ramalinaceae. The transcript has 6 exons. Gene Ontology annotation, molecular function: phosphoribosylformylglycinamidine synthase activity. Bases 1 to 4080 code for a protein of 1359 amino acids. The record is from RefSeq and is a predicted model, not a curated record.